AUGCUGCUGCAGACUCUCGCGCUGCUGCAGCUCCCGCUCGCCGCGGUCUCACUCGCGGUCUCCGCAGUGGCCGCGACAGACCCUCGCCACGCGCCGUUGCUCUCGUGGCUCGAGCGGUGGGGCACCGAGCUCGGCCCAGUCACGCUGGGCAAGUCGAGUGUUGGCGCUGGCUACGGCGCCUUCGCGUCUCGCGACGUGACGGAGGGUGAGCUGCUCUUCUCCGUGCCCUCGACUGCGUGCGUGGGCCUCUACGACGCGUGUGGUGACGCCGACGUGGGAGAAGCUCUCGCGCGGCUCGUGGUCAAGGGGCAGGGCGGCGCGACGGUCGCGCUGGCGGGCCUGCUGGCAAAGGAGUGGCUGUGUGCCGGCGAGUCGGGGCCGCGCGGGCCGUACCUGGCGAUGCUGCCGUGGGACGCUGCGUGGCCACCCGAGGCGGAGCAGGAGCAGGAGCACUGCCUCUGGUGGUCCGAGGCGCAGGUGGACGCGCUCGAGGGGAGCCCCGCCUACUCCGACGCGGUCGGCAUCCGCGACGAGGUUGCGCUGGCGGCCAAGGUGAUCAAGUCGCUGAUCGGUGCCUCGGUGCGCAGGGCGUACAAGGAGCGGGGCGAGCCUCCGUGGGCGGUCUGGCGAGCGGAGGACGACAUCGAGCGCGCGGUGCGAGGCGCGUUCGUCUCGAUCCUCACCCGAUCCUUUACGCAGGAGGACGGCGGCGACGAGGAGAAGCGGCUGGUGCCGCUGUUGGACAUGCUGCAGCACGCCGCCGAGCCAAACGUGCGCCACGUGCAGGUCUCCGACGGCGCGGCGGAGGGCGGAGGCGGCGCGGAGGGCGGCGGGCGGCAGCGCGUGGUCGUGACGGCGCGUCGGCCGAUCGCGGCGGGCGAGGAGCUCCUCAACUCCUACGACGGGGGCGAGCUCGAGCCGGCGACCUUCCUGACGCGUUUCGGCUUCGUGCCGGGGAGGGGCGUCGGCGAGUUUGUCGACUCCAUCAGGGAGCAGGACAAAGGCAGACUGCCUUUCGGCUUCCGCAUCGGCUGA
Messenger RNA from Emiliania huxleyi CCMP1516, 1035 nucleotides. RefSeq lists its product as hypothetical. The transcript has a single exon. Gene Ontology annotation, cellular component: nucleus. Bases 1 to 1035 code for a protein of 344 amino acids. Lineage: Eukaryota; Haptophyta; Isochrysidales; Noelaerhabdaceae. Gene Ontology annotation, molecular function: protein binding; protein-lysine N-methyltransferase activity. The record is from RefSeq and is a predicted model, not a curated record. Gene Ontology annotation, biological process: peptidyl-lysine monomethylation.